Messenger RNA from Amoebophrya sp. A25, 3460 nucleotides. NCBI's taxonomy places the organism in Eukaryota, Dinophyceae, Syndiniales, Amoebophryaceae. The record is from the annotation of a GenBank genome assembly.
AGGCAGCAACUACAUCAAAACCGCUAAGUUAUAUCCAGUAAGACAAAAUUAGACCUCUAGAUGGUCAGUCUUAGAAAUUAGAUCAAUCUCAGAUACAGAUACCAGCAACACUUCUUGAGUCUAUUUGGCAACCUUACACACUUCUCUUGGUGUUGCUAGAGAGAUCACUGCAUCACACCCGCUUAACAAGAACUCCAUCAUCCUGCGCAAGGAAUAACUACACCGAAGAACAACCAAACAACAUCCACUUACUACUUCGUACUUCCAAGAAAGCUUGCUACAACAAUUACUUCACAACAUAAUUUUGAUUUUGUGAUUUUUGUGACCUUCCACGUACUAGUACUACAAACCAAUCAGCAAAAAAAUGUUACCGCCACACCGUCCUCCUCCCGUGCCUGAAGGUUCGCCGAGACCUGCCUUCAAAAUUCCGCAGGGUCCUCCGCCAGCCGGGCCACCUUCGUCCUUCCAGCUACCGCCAAGUGGCCCACCGCCGCCCAGCGGACCGCCGAAGGUAAGAUGGAUGAAAAUGGAUAAGGUUCCUACUGGAGAAACAACAAGAUCAAAUGUAUUAUACGGGGAAGUACUUACAUGUACUAUUAGGACUUUCAUGUACUUAUACUAUCGCUACUAGUACAUGAACUUCAUUAGGAUACUAGAAUGACAUGAUCAUGAGAGGCAGAAACUGAAGUACUAGAAAUAACUCUCAACCACUCUCCAUCCUUCCCCAGGUCGCCCCACCCGGUCUAUUGCCGCAUCCACCACCGCCAUUACAGCCACCUUCGUUACCUCGCACAACAGUUGGCUCCAUUAGGUCGCCACCGGAGUCCUCGCCUCCGCCACCUCACCAUCACCAGAUGUCAAUGAGUGUAAAUGUCUUUGCACCGGCCACCACUUUGGGACCAAUGAAUAGUACUGCUUCUUCAUCAACGAGUAGUAGUAAUGCGACACCUGGUGGCGCUGUUGGUGUUGAAGGAGUCGUGGAGAAUCAACAGAUGAACUCUACUGGUGCUUCAAAUUCUUUUACACAGUCAACAAAUUCUUUUAUGCAACAUCAUCAUCAAGCAGGACAUCAGAUUAUAGAUCAUGCAGCACAGCAACAGGAAUCACAUCUGCAGCAUCAGCAGAGUCAACAUACCAGAACUAGUCAUGCCACAGCUUCCUCUUCCUUUAAGGGUUUCCGAAUUUCUUUUCUCACUACCAUCCCCGACCCUUUUCCUAGUAGAACAGACGCCAGGGAUGUUCUGAAGAAUGUAACUCCGUAACCUCUAACUACUCCAGAUCAGGGAAGGACUAUGGCCUACUAGGCAUCCUGGAUGUGAUCAAGAUGACAGACCCGGAUUUAACCACAUUGGCGUUGGGAAUCGACAUUACCACUUUAGUUAAGGGCAGGCAUUUGGUGUAGUUUCUGUUGCCGUUGUUAGUUUUGGGUUUGGCAAUGCAGCCUUUCCUGAAGGGGGAAGCGAAAAGCAUAGCUAAUCCCAGCGGAGGAAGCUAAGAAAGAACUCCAAAAUGCUCGCUCUAAUGUAGGCCUGAACCUUAAUUCUUCAGGGUCUCUAUGCCAUAGUUUCCGAUCACCCUUCAGGGAAGACGAGUUUGUGAGUCCUUUUGGGCGUAGAAGACCGCCGCCGCCGUCAGGACAACCUUGCGAACUGCAUAUAACGUCUUCUAGUACUUAUCCUUGUAGUUCUAGAAACACAACAGGACGUAAUGUUAUGAGAGCAGGAUUUUUUCACUAGAGUCAUCUUGAAAAAGAUAGAGUUAGAAAUCUUAGUAGAAGGUUAGAAGGGGAACGGUUCUUAGUAGUCCCGAAGAUGACUUGCCAAUACCAAUUCGAAAUGAGCACUUCAUCUUAUUCUUGUACAGUACUAAUACUAGCAACAAGGCAGCAGCAGCAACAACAAGUACCAAUCCAUCUACAGGAGGGUCGCCUUCGUUUUACGACACGGAUGCGUGGAUAGCACCAUCAUACUACGCGCAGCCACCGCAAUUGAAGACUAGUCAUUUGCAGAAAUUUGCGAUUGAGACCUUGCUCUACAUCUUCUAUCAAAUGCCUGCUGAUGUGCUGCAAGCCUACGUUGCGACAGAGCUUUACCUGCGAAACUGGAGAUACCAACCGAAAAGCCAGUAUCUACCAUAUACUUAUAUGUAGUUAAUAUCCUAAUUAUACUUUCUUAUGUCUAAUAUCCUAAUCGUCCUAAUCCUCGUGAUAGUCCUUCGUUGUCGUGCUAGAUUUUGAUUUACCUACAGUACUAUGAAUGUAUCGUUCGAUGAAGUUCUUGAGUUUGAUGAAUAUUCAUUGAAGAAGUAGAAGCUCAGGCUCAUUUGAGCAGGUGCUGUGGUGCUCCAUCAAUGUCAAUCCUCGAAUUUUUCAACGUUCGUUUUGCCAUAUGAGGACGAAGUUAAAGUUGCUCUAGACUGAUUUAAGUUGCGUCGAAUCAAUCUGUCAGAUGAAAGUAGCUCCUCAGAAAAUGAAAUUCAGGCGAUGGUACGAGAGAUCGAAUACUGGCGAAUGGUUUUGCUGGGAUCCUAUCGCAUGGGAACGGUGUCAGGUGCAGCAUGUGGAGGAAGGCGAUUUUCUCGCUGAAGACAGUAUCCGCCUCAAUAUCAAAACAGCUGAAGUUGUCACUGCGGGAGGUGGAGCUGGAAGGGAAGCGUGACGUCAAAGAAAAAGAAAACAUCGGGAACUGCUGUGUUGAGAAAGAGGGGCAUAAUAUGGUGAUGGGGAUACAUCUCGACAAGGAAUGUAUUUUCGAUCGGGGUUAACUGGUUAACGAAAAGUAAAAGGGAUCGAAUUGACCUUGGGAACUUUGCAGUUUUGUAACAACUACGCACUUACUCAAAUUUUUGUAAACCAUAGAAAUAAAGCUGAAGCUAGUGAUUACAAGCCUCUUCAUGCAUAUCCAUCAUAUUUUGGAGAAAUAAUAUCCAUUCUAAAUCUAAAAGUCUAGAAGCUCUGCGAUUUAAGGGCUUGCUUUAACACGACUCAAAUUUAACGAACAACAUCUAGUGUUUUUCAGAUGAAGUGAUAUGAAUUCCUACCAGAAAACAUUUCGAUCGGACCUGUCCCUUUAAGGGUACGCGUUCCCUCAUAGCUCGGAGGCGACUCUAUCUAUCAAAUGCCUUCCCCAAACUCUAAGGUGGAUAUUUCAAUGAUAUCAGGCAAUCACAUGUCUCUAACCACUUGCUAUCUACGCGCAAGCAGCACCACCUUCUCUCCAAUAAAAUCAGUAUUAUCGUCAGUUCUCUUCCUGUCAUUAACAUGAAUUUGGGUUGACAGUCGAUGACAACUGCUGUAAAUGAUCAACGUGCUUUUUACUACGAACACACACUCAGGAGCGGACCCGGGGAUUAACAAGUGCAAUAGAAAUACUGCUUUUAGGUUUUUAUUAAGCGAUCAAUUUCAAGUAGCGCAAAUUAUACCUCUCCAAUCUGCUUAUCUGACAUCGGUCAUAACUUGGAG